Messenger RNA from Drosophila novamexicana, 849 nucleotides. Its product is annotated as protein YIPF6. The coding region runs from base 85 to 762 and encodes 225 amino acids. NCBI's taxonomy places the organism in Eukaryota, Metazoa, Arthropoda, Insecta, Diptera, Drosophilidae. Gene Ontology annotation, biological process: endoplasmic reticulum to Golgi vesicle-mediated transport. The transcript is spliced from 5 exons. The record is from RefSeq and is a predicted model, not a curated record. Gene Ontology annotation, cellular component: trans-Golgi network; membrane.
AAAGUGUUGUCAAUUGAUUGCAUUGAACGAAUCUAUGAUUUUUUAUGCCUGCACGUAACGAAAACAAAUAAUAGCAACUUCUAAAUGGAUGCCAGAUUGGAUAUGUUUGAGGACGUCAACACAUCGCCCUCCCUGGAGGGUGACAUGUCCAUACCGGGUAAACGGACUACAACAACAACAACAGCACAGCACGGUGUGCCCGAAUACAAUACCCUGGACGAGCCCAUACGCGAGACGGUGCUAAGGGAUAUGCGCGCCGUUGGCAUCAAGUUCUAUCAUGUGCUCUAUCCCAAGGAGAAGUCGAGUCUGCUGCGCGAUUGGGAUUUGUGGGGUCCAUUGGUGCUGUGCACAUUUAUGGCCACCAUACUGCAAGGCUCCUCGUCUGCCGACAGCAUGUCCGACAAUGGACCAGAAUUCGCACAGGUCUUUGUGAUUGUUUGGAUAGGCGCAGCCAUCGUAACGCUCAACUCCAAGCUCCUAGGUGGCAAUAUCUCGUUCUUUCAAUCGGUUUGUGUGCUCGGCUACUGCCUGACGCCCGUGGCGCUGGCUUUGAUCAUCUGUCGCAUCAUCUUGCUGUCGACGUCGACACGUUUUCUCUUCUUUCUACGCUUUGUGACCACAACGCUCGGCUUUGCCUGGGCCACAUAUGCAUCGUUCAUAUUUCUGGGCCAAAGUCAACCGCCGCAUCGCAAGCCGCUUGCCGUGUAUCCCAUAUUUCUGUUUUUCUUCGUCAUAUCAUGGCUAGUCCUGUCCCAUAAUUAGUUAUUAGCUUAAGUUUAUUAACUGAACCGCAACUUUCCAUAGCAUAACCAAAUCGAUUGUAAAUUAAUGUAUUUAAUUUGAGAAAUU